AUGGAGGAUCAGUUGAAGGAAAUUGAGGUGAAAAUCGAUUUUUUGUCUGUUUUUUUGUCUGUAUUUUGUACUAAGGAAUGCCAGAGUGGACCCUAUAGGGGUAAGGGUGAAGACAGCCCCUAUAGGGGUUCAAUUUUGGUGGUCUCUAUAGAGGUUUAGGGUCUCACCUUUUAUAUAGCCCCUCUAGGGGUUAUGGGCUGAAGUGAUCCCUUUAGGGGUCUUUGAAUUUUCUGAAAAAAAAAACCCUAUAGGGAACAAAAAAGUGUCCCCUAUAGGGUCUAUAAGUGUUGCUAAGUUUUUCUUGUUAAACUUGAAAAAAAAAGGAAAGGGUCCCCAUAGGGGUUUAGGGGAUGAAGUGGUCCCUAUAGUGGUAUCUGAAUUUUGUGUAAAAAAAACCCCCUGUAGGGACUCUUUUUAACGUUGUCGAGUUUUUCUUGUUAUAAAUAAAAAAAUUUAAAAAAAAUAAAAGGGUUCCCUAUAGGGGUCUUUGAAAUUUCUGUUAUUCAGAAAUAAAAAUGAGAAAAUCAAAUAAAUCAUCGUCUUUUAAUAUUUUUUCUGUUCAAAAAACGCUAAAAUUUUGGAUUUUUCACAUGGAAAUGCUUCUUCAACAAUAAUCGACUAACGUGUCUUUUAUAGCCACUGUUACUAAUUAAAACCACUAUAGGGGUCACUUUUGCAAGCUUAAGUGGACCUUAGAAGGGAAAUUUCAAGGGCUCCCAAGGUUGUCCCUAUAGGGAUCACUGUAGCGUUUAUGGAGAGGGACUAUUUUAUUUCAAAUUUUCAAAAAAAUCACUUAAGGGCUUGCUUGAGACAGCCGCUCACUCACAACCCAACGACUCGGCGCUGAAAAACGUGAAAAAGGUAUAGGAAAAUGCCAAAAAAAAAGGGAAACUUUUUCUCAUUUUCAGUACAUCAAACUUGUCUUUCCGCACGUCGCCCUCGUCGCCGUCGUAUGUCUGUACGCCGUCGUCGGCGCCUACAUUUUUUAUAGGCUCGAAUCGCCGAACGAAGAUCGAGUAAGGGGAAAUUGAAGGAUAGGUCGAAAAAAUGGUUAAAAACUUGUUUUUUAACGUUAAAAUUUGGUUUCUCAAGGCAGAAAGUGUGGGCUACAUGAAGAUUAUUGAAUGAAAAAUCAGUUUUUUGCUGAAUUUUGAAGUUGAAAAAAUGAUUUAUGAGUUUUUUAUAGGUGUAAAUUUUGUGAGAACUUGGUUUUCAAGCCAAAAUAUGAAGGGCUUCUGAGUUUUAUAAGGGAUUUUUAAACAUGAUACUUUUUUUCAGGCUGAAUUUAGGGUACUGUGAAAUGAUUAUGAACUAGUAUAGAUACAAAUUCUGCACAAGAAUAUCUUUAAAAUUAGAAUUUGAAGGUCAAAAACUGAAAAAUUUUUUUCUUCAAAUGGAAAAAUUUGUCCAAAUUCUGUUCAUUUUUUUGCUUAAAGAUUUCAGAAUAGAUCAAUUUUUUUCGUUCAAAAAAAGACGAAAAAAAGCACUGAAUACUAAAAAAAAUCAAGCCAGCUUUUUUAUGAGAAAUUCAUAAAAGCCUCUUCAAGAUUAAUCAGUAAAAUGCGGUUAUAAGUCGAAAAAAAAUAGAUAAAAAUUUUUUUAAUGUUCAAGUUUUGCUUUCCUGAGCGAAAAAAAUGUGUGUUUAGAGAUUUUUGAUUGAGAUUAUUGGAUGGAAAAAUUUUUUUUUGGAUUUCCAAAUCGAAAAAAAUGAUUUGUUUGUAAAAAAAUCGAUUUUAUGGACUCUUUUUCUUUUUUUAUAGAGUUUUUUUGGAGAUGAUACCUUUUUGGAAUGAAUUUAGGGUGUUGUAAAAUUCUUAUGAAGCCGUAUAGUUACAUAAAUCUUCACAGGAAUACUUGAAAUUAAGCCAAUUUUUUUAUAAGAAUUUUUACGAAAUUGUGUCAACUUUAAACCGUUUUUUUCAACUAAAAAAAUUUUUUUAGUUCUAAUUUUUCCAAAAUUACAAGUUGCUUUUUAGUCUUUUUAGUGUUUUUGUAAUGCAGGAAAAAAAUAUAUUUUUGAAAAAAAUUAUUCAUAUUUUUUUAGUUAAAAAAACGAUCGGAAAAAGUCGGUGGCUGAAAUGCGUGUCAACCUUAUUUCAACUAUACAAUAUGGUAGUUUUAUCGAAUUUUCAUAAACUUACUGAAUAGGAAAAUUCCAGAAGAAUCGCGGAAAGAGGUCUGGAAAUCGGGAGUCGAGGAGGAGCUGUUCAAAUUUAGCGAAAAGUUGUACAAAGCCUUCAAAGAACAAUAUGUCCGGUAUGGAUUUUUGUUAAGAUUCUGGAAAAAUUCGAUUUUUCAUUCAGUUAUGCCGAUGUUAGAACGUUGAGAAGCGAAAUCGCGACCGAUUUCAAAAACGAUGGAAGGUCGAAAAGACACAGGUUUGUACGGUUUUGAGUCAAAAAUCGAUAAUUAUUUUAUAAUUUUCGUUUUUCUAAGUUCCUUGUUAGAUAAAUUCUGAAAAAAAACAGCUUUUUUUCUACUUUCUUAAAUUCUUUUUUUGGUUUCUUAAAAAAAUCAAAUAUUUUUCAUACUUUUUUAUAGGUUUUUUUCCCAAAUUCCUUGUUUAAUGUACUCUGAAAAAAAUUUCGCUUUUUCCUCGCUUUCUUAUUUUCUAGCGACUAUUUCCCUUCUUGGACACUUUAAAAAUUAACGGAAAGUCGAAAAAGCACUAUUUUAUACAGUUUUUUUCAAAACUUUAUACAGAACAGAAUGAGUUGAAAAUCGAGAAUUUUUCAUAUUUUUUUCUCGAUUAUUUAUAGGCUUCUUAUUAGAUAGAUAUCGAAUGAAAUCCGUUUUUUUCCUGCUUUCUGAGAGCCUAGUGAUCAUUUCCUUCGUGGCUACGUUCAAAAAAACGAUGGAAGUCCGAAAAAAAAACAGUUUUUAUACAAUUUUCAGCGAAAAAAAAUGAGUCAAAAAAAUCGAUAAUUUUUCAUAAAUCUUUCGAUUUUUAAUUGGGGUUUUCUAGGUUAUAUUUGUAUAGAAUUUGAAAAAAAAUUCGGAUUUUUCCUGCUUUCUGAGGAUCUAGUGAUCAUUUUUCUUUGUGGUUCGAGAAUUUUUUUAUCGAUUUUUUUAAAUUUUUUUCUCGCUUAAGAAAAAAAGUUGUUUCCCUUUUUUAAGCUCUAUCAGAAUUUUUAUGUAACUUAUUUUUUUCUACUUUACCAUUGAAAUUUCUGUAAGUUUUUAAUUCUAAUAAUUAUUCCCAGAUAUAAAAAUGCUGUUCAUUAUUCUCAUUAUUUUUUUAUUUUUUUGGGUUAUUUCUCUCUUUUUUUCCAUUUUUUUGAUUGCUAUGUGAACCAACAAAGCUAUCUCUGUCGGAAAAACGUCUUUUUUCAAGCUUUUCAAUAGUUUCUAUGCUUUUUUUGGAUGGAUAUCUGUAAGAUUUUUAAAAAAAUAUUCUUCUAAUUUUUAGUUCAAAUAAAUUCAAAUAAAGUAAGUGAAAAUUUCAUCCGUUUUCGAGUCUGAAAAAUCAAAAUAGAAGAAUUUCAGACAAAGCAAAGGCCGUGGAGACAAGGGCGAGAAGAUGUGGACCGCCAGCAGUGCGUUAUUUUUCGCCGCAACCACCAUGGCGACUAUCGGUACCUCAGAAUCAUACAAUAACCCUUGAUUUACUGUAUCAUUUGAAGGGUACGGUAACAUCGUGCCGGCGACGUCGUCGGGCCGCAUCGCCUGCGUCGUUUUCGCCUUGUUUGGGGCUCCUUUGGCCAUUAUUACCAUUGGAGGUGUUGAUUUCUUUUAUUUUGCUGUUUUUAAUGAUUCUCUGAGUAGUAUUGCCUUUUUGGUAAAUCGACAAAGUUUAUCAGAAUUUUGAGUUCAGGAGAAUAUAGAUUUUUUUAAAGCCAGAAUUGAUUUGCAACUUGAAAAAUUUGGAAAAAAUCUCUGGAAUUAUAGAUUCUGAGAGCCCAUUUUUUGCUUUUCACGGCGUUUUUUUUUCGGCAAAGCCCCGCCCAUAUUUUUCCCGUAAAGUGUAGUGUAUCGUGUGCAUGCACCGCGGCGCUCUCGCACACGCCAUGUUCAAAGUAAUUGAAUUUCUGAAGUUCAGUUACAUUUUUCACUCUCUGGAGGCUGUUUUGAACUUCGCGGAAUAAUUUCGAUACUGUUUAAAAAAAAAGAAACAGAAAAAAGUCAUUUUUUAUUUUUGUACGACACUCCGCUUUGACGCUCUGGUAGCUCGAGAAUUCGAAAUUAUCAUUUUUAUUCGAGAAAGUCAAUUUUCGAAUGUGAAAUCUAAGGAAAACUUGAAUUUUCUGAAAAUCAACUGCUCUUUUAUCGAUUUUUCUUAGUUUUUCAACGAAAAUUGUUUCAGAUCUCGGUAAGUUUCUAUCCGAAUGCACGAUUUGGCUCUACAAGCAGAUGAGGAAAGUCAGCGGCAGCUUGAGGCUCAGCUGGCGGAGGAUGAGAGGCAAUGGGAAAGGUAAAACCAAGUCAUUUUUGUCAAAAACCACUCUUUCUAGGUACUUUUUACGAGGAUUUUUAACUUUUCAGUGAAAAUUCAAAAUAAAAUGGGUUUUCAGUGAUUUUGUAGGGCUUCAGGAAUUUUCCAUACUGGAGGAGAUUCAAAACAAAUUCAGUCCAAAGUUGAAAAAACUUGAAACGUAUAGAAAAGUAAUCUUUCCCAAUAGAAUGUUUUUUUUAUGAUUGUAAAGGGCUUCAAAAGUUUUCCAUACAUACUCAAAAUUUCGUCAGCUAUUUCUCCCUUUCGAUUUGAUUAUGAGCUUUACUUGUGAAAGUUUUAAAUUUUAUCCGAUUUCUUGAUUUUUCACGGCGAUUUUCUCUUUUCUCACGUUGCUUUUUCAGACGCCUUAUAUUUAUUGAGUUGUUCAUAGUAUUUCUAAUCUGAUAAGUUGUUUCUAAUCCGAGAAGCGGAAAAAACAUUUUUUUUUUCUUUUUACAAAGGUUUUCCAUGCCGUGCUCAGUCAUUUCGAAAUUGACGCCUUUGGGUGCGAAUUUUUGAAAUUUUUUGACGUACUGGGAAAAUUUUCAGUGGCCUCUUUAGGGGCUCGCCAAGGACAAUUUGGAGAGGACACUGAAGUGGCCACUAAACCCGUCUCUAUAGUGGCCACUAUUUUCCGUUUUAGUGGCCACUAGAGAGGUUCUCUAUUUAGUGGCAACUUCAGUAGUUUUUCAUCCAGUAUUCCUUCCAGUAACUCUGAUAACUUUUGAAACAAACUGAUUGGACCACUUAUGUUGAUCCAUUGGCCCCUAAAGUGGCCACUAAAAGGUCUAGUAGUAGCACUUAUUAGUUAGACCUCUAUAGUGGCCUCUAAUUUUUAAAUCCUUAAGUGGCCACUAGUUUGACUACUCUAGUGGCCACUGAACAUUUUCACAGUAAAUUUGCAAAUUUUGAGAUUCGGGCGUAAAAGUGAUAUCACGAUAAAUACCGUAAUUUCUAAUUUCAUCGACUUUGCGAAAUAAUUUCAAACGAAUAACUUCGGCAAAGUCAUAAAGGCUGGAAAAAGGCUCUAAAGAAAUGUUCCUUUUUUUGCUGCCGUUUUGCGCCAUUUCAUCGGCUCUUAUGCACCAUUUUUGCUGCCUCCCCCUUUUUUCAACAUUUUUCGAGUCUUCAAAAUCCUAGAAAAAUGAAAGGCUCGAUAAAGGGACUCUUUUUGCUGCCUUUUGGAAGCAUUUUUACUGCCUUUUUGGCACCUUUUUGCUGCCUUUGUGCGGCCUUUUUUGAUCCUCUCUCUUUUAUCCCCUAUUAUCCACCAUUCCGACUUUGCCUGAGAACGCCUCAAUUUUAAAAACGACAAAAUCUCUCUGAAAACCCAUUAGAUAUUGACAAAAUCUUCAAACUCAUAAUAUUUUUCCAGAUAUGAUGGACAACGUCGAACUGGAGUCAUCGGAUUCUCGAAGUGGCUCGGAAUUAGAUUGGGAAGAUUUAGUGAUGGAUAAAACUGAAGUACCGGUUUUAUUGGUUUUUACGAUUUUAUUGGUUGGUUUUUUGGUGUGUUACGGUCCGUUUUUCGUGACUUUUCUCCUCUUCUCUCGGUAACUCUCUCAUGUUGCCAUGCUAUUUUCAUUUUUAUCUAACUCCGCCGGUCUUAGGAACUCCGGAGUGGUUCCUAUAAGGGCAAGCUUAGGGACCACUUUACCAGCUUCUAUAGGGGCUACUAAAGCUUGCAAAAGUGGUUCCUAUAGGGGUUUUUAGUUAGUGGCCCCUUUAGGGGACAUGCUAGUCGAUAAUUGUUAUGAACUCUAAGCAAAUAAGCACUUCCAAAACUGAAUAAAUACGCGUUUUUUGAAUGGAAUUGGAAGACCCCUGAAGGGUCCACUUGGGCUUUAUGGGCUGAGAGGCCAGACUCUAAAUCCCUACAGGGACCACCUUGAUUUCGCCCCUUCCGAGACCACUUUCUCGACUCCUAUAGGAGUUUUAUUCCCCUUAACCCUAUAGGGACCACUUUGGAAUUCCUAAGGUGAGGGAAAAGAGACGCAGACGCUGUCGCGACGAACGGACUAUAAAUGACUCAAAGCGUCGCAGUCAAGUAAAUUCCAACCGCGACGCGUUGAGCCAUUCCAAAUGCGACCUUAAUAAUGCAAAUCUCUAUUUUUUCCAGUUAUACAUUGCAUUUGGCGGCGUUUUAUUCUCGUUCCUUGAAGGCUGGACCUACAUGGAUGCUUUUUAUUAUUGUAACUUGAUUUUUUGGAUUUCCAAAGGAAAUGUCAAUUUUUUCCAGCUUUCAUUUCUCUUACGACAAUCGGCUUUGGUGAUAUCGUUCCCGAGAAUCAUGAGUAGGAUUUUUUUUUUUCGAGAAAUAAAGGAAUAAUGAAUAUUUUCCAGUUAUAUCGUAUUGAUGCUGGUUUAUUUGGGUGUUGGUUUGGCGGUUACGACGAUGUGUAUCGAUUUGGUCGGCAUACAGUACAUCCAGAAGAUUCACUACUUUGGAAGAAAGGUGACUUUAUGAAGGUGUAAAGAAAAUCUUUGAUUCCAAAAAAUUGGGCUUUUUCGAUUUUUAACAGGUAUGAGGUGUAAAAUAUGCCUAGAGAAGGAUGAAAUUUGGGAACGGAAGAUUUAUUUUUGAGCCCAUUUUUUGGAUUAUUUUUUUCCCACGCGAUAACAGGAUUAAAGUAUGGAAUAUUCUUAGAAAUCAAGGAGUUUUUGAAACGGAAAAAAUAUUUUUGAGGGUUUUUCUGGCUUUUUUCCGCUAGUUAUACCAAGUAGGCUAUGAAUAAUUUUUGAAAUUGAUGAUUUUUGGUACCGAAAAAUUGGUUUAAUGCUGUUUUCUGGUCGAUUUUUUACUCAUUUUACCAGGUAGAAAGUAAGAAGAAAGAUUGGAAAUGGCUAAAUUUCCUUUAAACUGUAAAAUUGUUUCUGAGGCUAUUUUUCUGGUCGAUUUUUUUCAUUAUUUUUUUAACAGGUAUAAAGUAUGAAGAAUGCUUGGAGUUUCCAAGAAACUGUAAAAUUAUUUUAGAGGCUAUGUUCUGCCCGAUUUUUCCACUGCUUUCAGGGAAACUUGUGAAAUAAAUAUUCAAAUAUUCAACUUGAGCGAAAAAAUUUAAGAAUAGGAGAAGAGAUUCCUUCUAAAACGUGGUUCUUCUCAAUUAUCUCAUGAAUUUUAUUUCAGUUUAAUUUUUUUGAAACAACUUUUUGGAGACCUUUUUGACGCUUUCUUUGAUCUAUUACAGAGUUCUGAAUUUUUUUAGAGAAUAAAACUGAAAAUUUAAUCGCGAGUAGAAAAGGCCCAAAAUAAAUUCUGAAAUUGUUAUAUUAUCAAUUUUUUUCUUCUCUCUGUAAGGGUGGCUUCCGCAAAAUCAUUGUUUACUUCAAAAAAAUCUUGUUUUUUUCAAAAUUUGAUAUUGAAGAAGCUUCAUAUUUCAGGAUUUUUGAAUUUUUUUAAGUUUUUAUUUGAUGGAGAUCCGGAUUUUUUUCAAAGGUUAAAAAGGAAAAUUUGGCCCGAGGUUUUUACAAGCGCAGUUGUAGCUUUGUAAAAAUGAUUUGAAACCGAAUGAGCCCCAAAUUUUGCAUUACAGUUACUUUUUCAGGAUUCUAAGAAGCUUUUUCGAUACCUUUGAAAAAAAAAGCCAUGUUUUUUAAAGGCUAAAACGGAAAAGUUGCUCCUGAAAAACUUUGAAAGCUGUUUCAGCCUCAGAAAAUAAUCCAAAGCCGAAUCAGCCUCAAUUUUUGCAUUACAGUUCCGCGGAACCGACCCCUUUUUCAGGAUUUUUCAAGUUUUUUUCGAAAAGGUUUUUUUGAUAUUUUUUUGAAAAUAUUUUUUUGAAGGGUUUAGAUAAAACUUUUAUAAAUCUUUAAAAAAAAAAACUAAAAUUCGCCCCUCCGGAAAUUUCUGAACGUAGUUUUGGCCUCAAGAAAUGGUCCAAAACCGAAAAAACAGUCAAUUUUAUCAUUACAGUUCCGCGGAACCGACCUCCUUCACCUGCUGAAACGCAAGAGAAUGAUCGAAAGACGGCUGGCGAUGGGUCAUGGCGAGGAAAUCCUUCAGAUGUACCUCCAACAAAUCCAAAAAGAAAUGUGAAUCUUUUUUCAUCGAAAAAAGGCUGAUUUUGAUCCAUUUUUAGGCCAGAAAUCGUGGAACAACCGGUAAAAGCAGUCAAAGAAGAAAUGAAGAGGUACAGUUUCACGUGUAAACUCCAAAAAUAAUACGUUUUUUUCUUUCAGUUAUCAAAUCGACGAGUCAUUAUUGAGUAAUCGGUAUUCGUUCUCAGUGCCGUUGAAGGAAAAAGUGCCUUCCCCAAAUAUGCUUUCAAUCAGAAGGUUUUUCUUUUUCUUUCUUCAAAUUUGGUUCGAUUUUCAAAGGAUUAAACCAGAUCAGGGGCACUUUUUAAAAAAAGAAUAUAUGAAUUUCUUAGAAUCUCGACUUGAUUUUUUCAUUUUCACGAUUUUCAGUUUUUUGCUCACAACUUUAGUCUAAGUUGAAAAAAAGGUCUCGGAAAAAGGUUAUUCCGAAGCUACUUGAAAUCUGGGCGAAGCUUCAAGUCAUUUGAACCGAUUUCAGAGAAGUUAUACCCGAAAACUUACUGUAUGUGGAAAAAAAAAUUGGUUUUUUUAAUGGUUGUAUCAAUAAUAUAUCAUUAACGGUUCAGAUUGAGAUUUUGAAUAUUUUUUGUUCAGUUUUUAGACCCUUUAAAAAAAGUCAAAACUCUGGAAUUUCAUCACCUUUUGUAUUUUUUGAUUUGCUGAAGGUCCCUUUUUGCUGUGAGUAAAAUAAAAAGACACAAUAUUUUUUUCCCGAAUUUCAUUAAUUUUUCAUAAUAAUGUAUAUUUUUUUACGAAAUAUUUUUGACUUGCGAAAAAGAAUAUCUCUUUUUUUAGAUGAUUUUUUUGCAAGGAACAUGAAAAUUUUCUAGUUUUUGUCAGCUGAUUUCAAAGUCCUUGGCUUUUUUUAUUUCUCAUGGAAAGGUAAAAUUUUCAGUUUUUUUAGCUGUUAUUAGAGUUACUUUGAAAAUUUGGAAACUUUUUAUCUUUUUUUCUCUUUAAAGACGGAAUCUUUUUUUCUCUCGAUUAGGGAACAUGUAUUUUUUUAUAAUAGUAAUUUUUUUGGAGAUAGAGAACUUUCAUUCUCAUCCAAAAAAACAUUUUUUUAAAUUGAGAUUCAUCAUUAUUUUUUUCAGUUUCCACGCCCCCCCAGCAUAUGGAGUAACUCAUCAGCAUCAGCAAGAUCGAUGUGAGUUUUGAUUUUUUGAUUUUUUGAUUGUUUCAAAACUUUUUCUUUACUCCGGUUGAUUAUAUUUUUCUCACAAAAAUGCCCAGUUUUAUUUGAAUUUUAGGGUUUUUUUCAAAAAUAUUUCUAGAAGGAGAUUAACACCACUUUCAUAGUUCUUAUAGAAUGAGAUUUUUGGUUAGAAGAAGUAGCGAUAUUUUUACUUUUCUCCAAGUUUGAUUCAGUCAGGCAAAUCCUGGUAAGAUGUUGAGAAGGUCUUGAAAAGGUAGAAAAUUGAAAAUAUCUGCUAGAAGCUUUCCAGUUGAAUUCUAACAGGCUUCCAAAGAACCGAAAGUAGAAACUCCCUAAUUUUUACCUGAUGUCGAGGCUUUUUAUUUUUUACCUGAAUAGUUGAAUAUAAAGAGGCUGAUUCACGGCUGACUUGAGCCAUCGCGAAAAGGGUCCUGCCACGAAAAGAGACGAGACAGUGCCCUAGUUGGUGGAGAGUGCAGACAGGCCACGCCUUUUUGCGUCCCAAGUUUGGCCGUGAAUCAUCCAUAGGAAGGUGUUGGGAAGCUGGUAGAAGGCGUCUGACCACCUGCUGGGAACCUUCCAGGAAAUCGAAAACUUCUAAGUUCCUUAAUACUCUCCCAGGACUUGCCUGAGAUCUUUUUUCGCGUAAUUUUUGAAAUAUUAUCGUUUUUUGCUAGGAUGUUCACCCGUUUGCUGAGCCGUGGCGACAGUUGGGAUGAAUCGGGUCCAUCUCUCUCUGAACAUUGCUCACUUUCCACUGAACCCUCUGUUCAUGUUCGACAAGUUUGGAUUUAUUGCCUCUUUUCGAAGAAAAGUCCCGAUUUUCCCAGGCUUAUUGGGACAACUAUCGAUCCCCGGAUCCAUCGGUCUUCUCGUUCGAAUACGAAUUUCCACCUCCCAGUCCGGAUUAUGAUGGCAUUGGUGAGUUUUCAUUAAAAUUUUGUCGUCAAAUACCGAUUUUGCAUUGAAUUUUGUUGGUUCCGAGGGCUGUCAUAGUUAAAACUGAACUUUUCAGAGACUUAUUGAUUUUUUUUUCCGAAUUUAGGAUUUUUUUUUUCCGAUGUUUUCAGGAGAUCUGCAAGCUUUAGGGUUGGGAAUAUUUUGACAGAAUUUUUAUUUACAGUACCAGAAAACUUCUAUUUGCCUGAUUUUAACUAGAAUACGUUCUUCAGUUGAUUUUUUUCAAAGCUCCAUCUUUUUCCAACCUCUUAUUUCCAUAUGAUUGAUUGAUUUUUUUUGUGAGAUUUAGUUUAGAAGAUUCCAAUAGAUAUAUAGUUUAUAGAGGUUUCAGUGAACUUAUUGGAAAUUGUAGUGAAAAUUCAGCUGAAAAUAUUUUUUCCAUGUGGUUGAGAUGACCGGAAUUUGAUGCUCUGUAAGAUUUUUUUGUUCUUUGAUUGUUUCAAGAAAGAAUGGAAUCGAUUCUCUGAUUUACAGCGAAAAGAGCCAAAAGAGCAAGACGAAUUCGGUCCUGUCCCAACGACGCCUACCUCGACGCUCUACCGCCGUCGCUGCGGAAUCCUUCGACUCAAUCAGUAAGACCCACGGCCAAGAAGAGGAAGGCCAAGUCGGCCCGAGACAAGCCUCCGACAGCCGACGAGCUCUUCGGCGACCCCGACCCGCUUCUACUCUCGCCGCCCAACUCCUUCACCAUCUCCGAGCCGUUCAUGCUCUCGAAGCUUGCCGCCCAGUGUGACUUGAUUGAUAGGCUCAGUGCUUGCAUGCUCCGCUUCCGCAUCCCUCCCCAGGAGAACUUGUGUCCUCAGAAAGCAUGCGAAACGGCGGAAGCCACGGCUAAAGCCGACGUCGUCGACCCGCCCAACGUCUCCAUGCCCGUCCCGAAGCUGAACCUGAACCUCUCGGCCUCCCCGCCGCCCAGACACCGCUUCAGAACCUCCUUGUUCCCGAUCUACGAGAAGCUGAACGUCGAGAGCAAGGAGGAGCCCCUGCUGAAGAGGAAGAAGAGGGAGAGACUCGCCAAGCUGAACGAUCCGCUCCGCGAGUUUGACUGGUUGAACGUCAGCCCCAGGACCAAGAUCAUGCAAAUGGUGCGUGAUGACUUGCCCAGGCUUUUCGGGCAUGUCCGAGCCUCGCCUUCGACCAACUCUUCCAAUGCUUCGUCUGUUGUGCUCGUCAGUCCGCGCUCUGUAAGUGCUCCCGCUUCUUUCGUGCUGUUGGCUUUGGUUUAUGGCAAGAUGGCUGAGGAAAAUGUGCUCCAUGGAUAAUAGAAUUGUUAAAAAUCUUUCAAGGAAGCUAAGAAUGGUUACGCGAACCGGACGUUUCUGAGAAAUGUUAGUGACCACUUAAGGGUACUGAAGCCGCUAGUGAUCACUUAAGGGUACUGAAGACGCUAGUGAUCACUUAAAGAUACUGAAGAUUUAAGAUUACUGAAGCCGUUAAUGAUCACUUAAAGGGUACUGAAAUGGUAGUGAUCAAUAAAGGGUACUGAAGCUGCUAGUGAUCACUCAAGGGUACUGAAGCCGCUAGUGAUCCCUUAAGGGUACUGAAGCCGCUAGUGAUCACUUGAGCGUACUGAAGCAGCUGAAGGGGUCACAAAAAAUGCUCAGAAACGACCGGCGCGCGUCCGAGAAGAAGCUCUAUAAAAAAAAUAACCCUAAAUUAGGUUAACCUUAGUUAGUUUUGCGCAUUAUUCCCUCGAACGUUUCUGAGCAUUUUUAGUAGUCACUUAAGAGUACUUUAGUCGCUAAAGGGAUCACUAGGAAUGCUUAGAAACGUCCGAGAAGAGUUUGUAUUGAAAAAAAUGAGCCUAAAUUUGGUCUUUUUAAUAAAUUCUCAAAUAAGGCGAUAUAAUCACUGUUUUUGUGCUCUACAAACAAUCCAAGCUUCGACUUAUUGGAACUUUUUGAUUCCUAGAUUUUUCCAUGUUUUUUGGAUUAUGAACUAGCCAAGAACUUUUCAAAAUCCUAUCCUUGGAGCGCAAAAGUUAGUCAAUAAGCGGCUUCUUCAGAGGCUUUUUUAACUGAUUUCAUUAUUCCCAGCUAUCUUGUCAUACGCCCGAUCAAAUCAAUUAGUACUGAAUUUCCUGCAUAAUUUUAAACCCAAUCUAUUAUUUUGUUUUAAUUUUCCCCCUGCUACGCUUGAUAGUUGCAAGAAGAACAGCUUUUCCAACAAUUUUUAGUUUCGUUUCAAUUUUCAAGCUUUUCCUCUGUCAGUUUCGGAAUUUCGUAGGCUUUUGGCUGCUGCUAAUGCUAUUUUUUCCCUUUUUAGUUGCUACUCGCUUUUUUUCAGAAUUUAGGUGCCGUAGAAUGAGGAGAAAUCAUUUUUGAAGGAUUGGAAAAUUGCAUUUAUUUUGCAGAAUCGUUCUUUAUAUUUGGAUAUUUGAGAUAAUUCUCCUUUACACUAUUUUAAAUCGAUAAUUUCAGCCCCUUGGAAUGGCUUGUAUGGAGGAUUGGGAUUCGUACAUACAGAUGCUUGAGGAUUAUCGAAAGCCGUACGAUGGGUAGGGAAUUUUUUAUGUUUUUGAUAGUUUUUUCGCUUUUUUAAAGUUUUAUUUUUGUUCUAGUGUAGUUUGUAACGAUCUGUACAUUCAGUUAUGAAUUUGUAGCUUUAUGUUUUUUUUUUCUCGAUUUUUUUACUUUUUAAAAUUUUAUUAUGCUUUUUAUUCAGCGUGUUCAGAGUGAUAUCAUCGAUUGAAAUCUGAAUUAAUCGAAAAAAAAAGAAAAUUGAAGACAAGUCAUUUGAAUAUUAUUCUUGAGGCAUUUUCGAAAAUCGUCAUUUUAUUUUUCACCUUCAUAGGACGAUCAUAAGAAAAGAAAAUAGUACAAAAAGUUUGAUUUUCUCUAAUUUUGGAAGCCUUUAGGCGGAAUUAUUAGUUGAAAAGUAUGUUUAGAAGGUCGUGGCCGCACGUAGAAUGGAUCGGAGUGUAUGAAUUGCUGAAAAGCCUCUCCAAUUGGCACCCGACCGGUUACGACUUGCGCGGGUUCGUAAGGUCUAGCUGAUAAGUAUCAAAUCUUCUCUUUCCAAUGUGAUAAGACCACGACGAUUUGAACUAUUCUACCUGCGACCAGGGCAUUUGUAAUUGAAGAUAUGAAAGUACGGCUAUAGCGGAUUUACGACUUGCUUGACCUAUCGAAAAAAGGGUCCUGACACGAUAAGAAAAGAAACAGUGCCUGGUUGAUGGAGAUCGCAGACAGACCACGCCCCCUUAGCGUCUCAAGCUAGCUUUGGAUUGGCUAUAAAGAGUUAUCUGUAGCUUUCUGAGGGAUGUACUCGUUUUGUCACGACUUGAAUCAAUAAUUGCUGUCAUUUCCUCCCUUUUGGAAGUCAUGGCGACUGGUAAAAGAGGAAGGAGUAUUCAGAUUGUUUCAAGUUGGGGCGAAUAAGGUGUAAAGAAUGAAAAUUGAUAAAAAAAAAUAAAAACCACUCUGAACACGCUGAAGACCCAACUGAGUUGCUGCCGCCGAAAUGCACACAGGCACACGUUUUUGAAGGUCGCCGAGGCUGAUGACGCCGCCGGCUCUGUCGCCUCUCUGGGACGCUCUCCACACGCCCCGAACCUUCGCCAGCACUUCUGAGUCGCCGCCGACGGCGCCCUCGCCCUACUUCACCGUCCCUCACGUCCCGACGCCAAGACCUCCUCCAGUUGAGGAACCCAAACCGGUUCCGGAACCCAGGAUAGAGCCACCGCCGCCAGUUAUCGUCGAAGAACCGGAGCCGCUCAUUUGGGAACCGACGGCGGUGGAAGAGCCCGUCACUGUCAGUGUCACGCCGGAGAUGGUCCCGAAUAUUGAGCUCGACGUCGAGCAGCUCGAAGAAAUGCCAAGGUUUAUAGGGAGUUUGCUAGGUCGGAAAGUUGGGUACAGGCUUCAAAGACUUGGAUUUCUACUCCGAAAUUCAUGAAAAGCUUGAAAUUGAGCUCUUCUUUCUUCUGAAGCUUUUAAUGCCCAAAAAAAGUCGAAAAAAAGAUUUUCAGUACAUUAAGGGAGCCAUUUUCAUUCAUAACUUGAUUUUUCGCUAAUCAAAUCUUUUUUUCUUGCAAGGGAUCCUUGAAUUUUUGAGUUUCGAAGCAUGAAAAAGUUACUUUUGUCUAUUUUUUCAUCGCUAGAAAGGCUCAAAGUCCUGAAAAUUUCUAACAGAGCAAUUUUAUAAUUAUUUGAGGCCUGUACCCGAUUUUCCAUAGUAUACGUAUGCAUGGGCAUGCUAUAAAUCUAUCAGAGCAUGAUUAUGAUUUAAACUCUGUUUUCACCCUAUUUUACACAAUUUUCAGUUGAUUUGAGAAAAAAACGGGUUCCUUUUACAACUUUUUGAACUUUUUUUUAACAGUAGAUCAUCAUGAUUCAAGUCAAAUUUUAUAUUUUCAAAUAGUUUCCUAUAUUUUUUCCCUUCUCUACCCACUUUUGUAGACCUUCUACUAACUUCCGAGUGAUGGUUGAGCGAAAAAGGGUGAUAGAACGUAAAAUGAGGAGAUAUCAGACGCGUAAGACUAAUCGAGCAGUCUGUUGUCUCCAUAUUUUCAAUGCUCUCUAGAGCUAAGAAGAUUCUGCACGAGCUGCUGAUAAUGUAGCUGUUUCACGGCUAAUUUUGGACGCUAAGGGGGCGUGGCCUGUCUGCGCUCUCCAUGAGCCAGACACUAUCUCGUGCAUUAUCGUGUCAGGACCCUUUUUUCGAUGGCUCAAGCCAGAAGUGAAUCAGCUAUAUACGUGAAGCUAGAGUGUAUUGCAAACGUGUAGAUAACUUCUUCUAUUAGCAAUGCCCUCUAGGGGUCACUUUCCUCAAAUUUCUUAGUACCUCUGGCUUCACGUCAAUCGCUCUGAUAUCUCAAAAAAAAAACCUCAGCCAACCCUUUUCCGUUUUACCAUCACCCAAGUUAUGAAAAAUCAUUUCAAGCCUAUUUUCCCUCAUUCAGUCCGAUGCCUGUUGAUUCGUCGUCUUCCGACGAGGAAGAAACCAUGACAGAACGGGGAGAUUUGGACCUGGGCGCGUUUGAACUCGUCGAUUCGGGCCUGAACCCGGAGACGUUGCUGGCCAACGACGAGCCCGUCAUCUUCCAUCAAAGUCUGCCCGUCCACUCGGUCCAUCACGACACGGUUCACACGGAAGCCGCCCUGGCCAACCUGAUGUCGGCCCCGUCAAGCAUGCUCACUGAAGCCAUCCCGCCCAUCAUGGUUGAGGUGCUGGAGAAGAUUCGGAAAUUGUGAGCAAUUUUUCCUCAUUUUCAGGACAACUACUGCUUCGUCGUAGACGGCGAACGUGUGAGGAUGGGCGACAUCCUCGGCGAUGACCAGUGGUGGCGCCACACAUCCAGGCCGACUAAGUACUUCUACUCGGAAGAUCUUCGACAGUUCCAUCGGGUCAACUGCAUCACCGCCAAGGGGAAGGUCAUCACGGCGAAGCUGGCGUCGGGGAUUUUGCAGGUAAAAAAAGAUCACAAAAACCCGGAAAUAGAUUAUCGAGAAGUUAGAUAGGGGUUGCGGAGUACUUAGUUGUCUACAAGCCUUUUCAGCGCGAUUUUUGAUGUUAUAGAUCCUUAAAAUCUCCUUUUUCGAUUCAUAGGUUCUUCAUGCAUUUACAGUAAAUAGAGAGGAGUUUUUUAGGUCAUCCAUAAGGUACAAAAAGCCUCAAUAAUACUCCAAAAAAGGCGCCAAAAUAGGUCUCGCGAGCAGCUAUGUUGCUUCUUUUUUCAAUUUGGCCGAUUUUUUUUUCUUGACCUUUUUUGUAGCAUUGACUUCAUGGCAUCUAAAUAUUAGACAUCUUUAAAGUUCUUACGAAAUUAUGAGCUGAGAAGAUUGAGUAGGACUUUUUAAAGGCUUUUUGAAACCUUUCAUCCAAACACCUUUUUUCAUUUAUUUGUGUUUGAAUUUUGAAAUUUCAAGUCUUCUGUAAAUUCGCAAAAAUACUCUUUGAAGGUCUUGAUAAAUUUGCAUACAUGUUUUUUUCUAAAAUUUUACAAAGUCUCGUUGUAUCGGCUGCAGGUUUGGCUCAGUAGGGAAUUUUAAAAAAAUUUAAAUGUUCAAAACCAAAUUUUUCUAUGAAAGCUCUAGUGGCCACUUAAAAGGGUCUUCAAGAAGUGCUGGAGAGGGCACUGAAAAAGAUUCUACAGACGCCACUAUAGUAGUUUUCAUAGGUCUCGUAGUACCUCUUACACUCCUAAAAGCUCAAUGAAUUUUGGUCACUUAAGUGGCCACUAAUUCGAUUACUAUAGUGGCUACUAAAAAGCCAAAACCCUAGAGUGACCAUUAGAAUUUUUCGCUGUUUUGCAAGUAGCAUCUUUUUAAGAAAUCUCUAUCUUGAUCUCAGAAGUGUUUGUUCAACUGUGUGGUAGACUUCAAAAGGCUUUUUAUCUACAAGAACCUCGAUUUCCAGGUCCAACACGCCAGCAGCUCCUCCUCAACGCCGCGCUCUUCAAUGUCCGGCGGCACGUCUUCUGCUCGCGCCGCGGCCCACCAUCGCGAGAACAAAGUCCCGCUGACGCACGUCUACAAAGUCAUCCGCUUCUACUCGUUCUGGAAGACGUGCACCUCGUUCCACCGGAUCGUCACCAUGAUCGACAAGGUCACCAGCGACGAGCGUCAUGCGAAUCCCGAGUUCAAGAAGCGACUCUUCGUCCAGUACCUCUGGCGAAACGCCAAGGCCGUCGAGAAAGCCCGCGUUCAGAAGGAGUUCGACCCCCGGCGACAACGUCUUCUCCGCUUCGUCACGGAUCCGUCGGCCAGGAAGAGGUUGCAGAAGAUGUGAACUGGGUUUAACAGCUGCCUGGGAAGGAAAUGGCUGUGGAUUUGUAGGGACUCAUGCGCUCCAUUGAUAAUUCUAGAGGGGAUUCUUGUUUUCUCAGACACUGGUAACGCAAAUUACUCAAGUCUGAACGGUUUAGUGAUCGCUUAAGAGAGAAGACGUCACUAAAGUAGUCCCUAAAUGGCUCAAAAUAUCUUGGACAUGACCUUAGGCACUGCUAACGCAAGAUGACCAUGUCUUUCUUCAUUUAGGGAUCCCUUAAGUAAGCAGACGCCCCUAAAGUAGCCACUAAGGCUUUUCUAGGGCAUGUCCGGGUUAGCCUUACCAGUGCCUGAGUUUCAAAUAGUAAGUUUGAUUCAAAGGCUUGAAAAAUUAAUAAAAGAGGCUGGAACCUUUUCUCCUAUGCUUACUACAUCCCAUUCCAAAAAAGAAAAGAGUUUCUUGUCGAAAAUCAGUCGAAAAAGAAAUUAUUGUCCUUGGAGCGCAUUAGACCCCUACAAUUCACGGCUAUUUUUUCUCAGCCUGCAGUUUUUCCGUCCCCAAAACCGCUUCUUCUACCCUUCUUUUCGCCUUUUUCAUGUAAUUGUACUUCUUACUUGGUUGUUUGUUUCUUUUUUCGCUCUAUCUGCCUUUUCUACUGGCUUUCAUUUGAGGAUGUGUGAGAAGAUGACUGGGAAUUAUUCAAAAAUUUUUGGAAGUUUUGAUUUUAGUUGAGAAUAUCAACACAGAAGUUGAGCUAGAAAAGAAGAAAUUUGAAAUGUUGAGAAAAUUGGUUCUUUUGAGAUUUUGUGAUAAAAUUGCUUUUUAAAAUCUGAAAAACGAUUUUACUUGAUCUUACUGUCCAAGGAGAGCUUCUGAUUCGAAAAGAGCUUGAAAUUAUUAUUUUUCAGGUGACAGCGCAUUGGGUUACUGUACUAAGCAAAAAAAGCUGCUGUUAUUUUAAUUAUUGACCCAUUUGCGCUCCUUUGAUAAAAUUGUAAAAAAACGCUUCGCGCUCGGAGAUUGGUAACACGAAACGGACGUGCUCCGGACGUUUCUGAGCGUUUCUAGGGAUCACUUAAGGGUGCUGAGGCUACUAAAGUGGCCACUAGAAACGCCCCGACACGUCCGAUUCGCGUCCCUUUCGCGUUACCAAGGUCCGAGUUUGAAGCUUUCUCCCGGUCUUUUUUCACAGACCCACUUUUCCAUCCCCCUUUUUUUGCCUUCUCUCAAACUCUGCCUUAUCUUGUCUGUGCUUUUUGUCCUAGAAAGUUGGUCCUUGUUCUGAAAAUGUUUCAUUCGGCCGGCUUCUAACGAUCUUUCCCCCUCCCCUUCAGUCUUUCCUUUCUGAAAACGACAUCUGCCAACUGUUUCGAAAUUAUUCGAAACAAAACAAAAAAAACGAAACGAAGCAAAAGUAACAAAUCAAACGUAUCGUCCUAUAUUUUUCGACGGGUUACGUCUCAGGUUCUGUCAAAACCAAAUAAAUUAUUUCAAUUUUCUCAUAAAUCCCCAUAGGAAUCCAUGCUUUUCCUCUAUUUCUUUCAAACUGUCUUUUUUGUUUAGAAUUUUUUAAUGAUUGAACAAGUUGUUUUUUGCAUAAAUAUUGAUUUUUUGUUGAAUGGCUUUUUUCUACGUCUAUGCGAGUUUUUCAACCUGUUUGUACUUUGAGAAAAAGUGAAAAUGGUGAUAAUUGACGAAAAUUUAGAUUUAUAUGAGUUUUAAAAACUUUUGACUCUUUAAGGAAGUUUUCAGACUUUUCUUAAGAUUUAUUUGAAAUUUUAUUUUAUUCUAGAAUUUUUUGUCACGACUCAAUGUGUUACUUAUGCCUUGUUUGAAGUAAUUUCAGCGAAAUUUAAAAUUAUCUCUGACUCUCCAAUUUUUCAAUUAUCUUUUUGAAUCUGACGGAUAUUUUGAAAUUUGCGGAAUCACUUUAUAUGCUCGACGGCACAAGAAAAAAAAAUGUCGAAUUUUUCCCAGACUUUUUUUUAUCCGGUUGAGGAAAAUUUUCACAGUUAAAACCUAUAAAACAGUUCACUGUUCAUAUUAAUUAAUAAAAAGUUUGUUUGUACCGGAAAAAUUUCGUUUGAUGACGAUAGGAUAGAAAUAUGUUUUGUUCUUUUUGAAUUUUUCUGAUUCUAAAAAUUUGCUCCUCAAAAGGUGAUUCAGUCGAAAAUAAGCGUGAUUUUCUGUUCAAAAAGCUUACUUCUACUAGGUAUUUUGUAUUUUUCAUCCUCUUUUGCUCACUUAAAAAAAGGACGAGACGGAUUUGAGAACCAAAAUUGAUCAGGUUUGUCGAGGAUGAAUCGUCAAUGUUCGCCGUCAUCAUUGACGAAGACGCUCAGAGGGAAGAAGCUCGCCGGGAAUGGCAAAGGCGGUCCAUUUCUUCCACGACCACACGGUAUAGAAAUAUAGAAAAGCCAGUUGUGAAAAAUUCUCCAGGAGAUUUUUGAGAAAUUUUAGUCUCAAAAGUGAACGAUUUGAUAGGAAAGUUAAAAAUCUGAAGAGUUUGUUCAUAGGGUCGGAAAAGGUGGAAAAAGGGUCCAUAGAAAUGUUCCUUUGAGGGUGACAAAGGUCCCUUUUUGCUGCCUUUUUUGCGCCAUUUCAUGGGCCCCUUCGCACCAUUUUCGCUGCUUCUCCCUUUUCCACCAGUAAAUUGAUUUUUGCAAACAAGCUAAAAAAGAUGGAUGUCACGUUCUUUUACACGUUUCUUAGUCUUACUUACUUCAAGAAAUUUUUUUACACUAUAAACUUUUUCGACGCUCAUUUAGGACGUUUGAUCUCUGUCCUUAUUUCACGCUUUUUUCAUACUUCAGAGCUUUUGAAAAGCAGUAGUUCGAGCAAAAAAACCAUAUUCUACACAAUUUCUCUAUUUUUUGUGCUGUAGCACGAAAAUUUUCCUUUUCAGAGAAGAUUCUGAUGGAUCAACUAUCGAUUUCCCGAUCGAAAUUAACGCCCAGCCUUCCACAAUGGGUAUAUAAUCCAUUUGAGCCGAUAAAAAGAACAAAAAUCAAAAUUAGAAAGCAACGAAGCCGAGGUUCAAUAUCACUACGGGAACAAUGAUAUGGCGAUUCCUGUAUUCAGUACGGACGAAAAACCUCUCGAUGGGAUCGCCACGUUGAGCAAUGCUGUUAGAUGUCCUGUGAAAUAUAUAAGCAAGGUUGGGUUGGAAAAAUUUUGAAGUAGUAAGUUAGGCGCUGCCAUUUUGAAGAAGUAAGUUAAGCGCUGCCAUUUUGAAGAAGUAAGUUAGGCGCUGCCAUUUUGAAGAAGUAAGUUAGGCGCUGCCAUUUUGAAGAAGUAAGUUAGGCGCUGCCAUUUUGAAGAAGUAAGUUAGGCGCUGCCAUUUUGAAGAAGUCAGUUAGGCGCUGCCAUUUUGAAGAAGUCAGUUAGGCGCUGCCAUUUUGAAGAAGUAAGUUAGGCGCUGCCAUUUUGAAGAAGUAAGUUAGGCGCUGCCAUUUUGAAGAAGUAAGUUAGGCGCUGCCAUUUUGAAGAAGUCAGUUAGGCGCUGCCAUUUUGAAGAAGUAAGUUAGGCGCUGCCAUUUUGAAGAAGUUCAGAUUCCACCGACGAUGGUCGUCGACAACUUCUGCUUCAUCUGCGACGGCGCCGACGUCUCCGAGGAGGAGAUCCUGUCGGAUCAGAAGUGGUGGAAGAAUACCAGUUCAACGACGAGAUAUUAUUCAACGGACAAUAUGAUCACGUUCCAUCAGGUGAGGUUGAAAGAUAUAUUUUUCGGAGUAGUAAAUACAUUUCUGGUGCCCUAGCCAUGAUUUCUUGAGUAGUUGCGCUGUUGAAAAUCUCAUACUUGUCUUAAAGCUGCACCCGACCUUGAACGGCUUUCCUAUUUUCUGACUAGUUUGCUGUCGAAUGCGCUGAAAUAAAAUAAAAAAAGCUUGGAAAAAAAAAUAACCGCUACGCGACCGCAGCGCCUUGAAGUUCUUAGCAGCGCCUUGAAGUUCUAAGCAGCGCCUUGACGUCCUAAGCAGCGCCUUGAAGUUUUAAGCAGCGCCUUGAAGUUCUAAGCAGCGCCUUGAAGUUCUAAGCAGCACCUUGAAGUUCUUAGCAGCGCCUUGAAGUUCUAAGCAGCGCCUUGAAGUUCUAAGCAGCGCCUUGACGUCCUAAGCAGCGCCUUGAAGUUUUAAGCAGCGCCUUGAAGUUCUAAGCAGCGCCUUGAAGUUCUAAGCAGCACCUUGAAGUUCUUAGCAGCGCCUUGAAGUUCUAAGCAGCGCCUUGAAGUUCUAAGCAGCGCCUUGACGUCCUAAGCAGCGCCUUGAAGUUCUAAGCAGCGCCUUGAAGUUCUAAGCAGCGCCUUGAAGUUCUAAGCAGCGCCUUGAAGUUUUAAGCAGCGCCUUGAAGUUCUAAGCAGCGCCUUGAAGUUCUUAGCAGCGCCUUGACGUCCUAAGCAGCGCCUUGAAGUUCUUAGCAGCGCCUUGAAGUUCUAAGCAGCGCCUUGAAGUUCUAAGCAGCGCCUUGAAGUUCUAAGCAGUGCCAUCGGCAGUUUCCUACCAGAAAUAUUUUCCAGGUGAACCUUCUCACCUGUCGAGGCGUCGUCCGUGGGGCCUACCGGUCUAGGGCAACCGGAGGCGGGAUUUCUCGUGUUAAUCUUGACAAGGUUUCGAGAGAAAAUAAUUUGCAGUUUUCAUAGUCCAAAAAUCCUUACUCGUGACGUAAAAGCCUAGAAAUCUACUGAGACCUUGAAACAACGUCCCUUCGCUUCAAGACCUUUUUGAAUAUUUUUUCGAACCUUUUUUUGAAUAUUUUUCUAUUCUUUUUUAUUAUUCUAAGUUAGAAUUUUUUGAACAGACCAUGUUUUUUUAAAAUUAAUUUCGAAUUUUUUUCAGGUUUUUUUCGCGUAUCGCGACAUUUCAGCUACUGGAAAACGAUGAAAUCCUUCCAUCGCAUUGUUUCAGUUAUCAGCCCGGCGAUAUCUAGUGAUUAAAUAUGAAAGUUUUUAUGAAAAAGUUGGUUUUUUCACAGAUCCCAUAACUGACGCCAAAUUCUCGAAAAGGAUUUUUGUUCAGUACUUUUGGCGGUCUCAAAGGGUGAGCAUUAGUUUUGGAUAGCUUUGGCCGCACUUGAAAUGGCUAAAAGGCGUUGUACGCAAGCCGUUUCAAGUCGGGCGGGCUGUACUUUCCUGAAAGUUUUUAAGGAUCAAUUUUAAGCCGGACGAUAAAGCCACUGUGAUUCGGGAACAUAUGCAGUCGUUGAUGGCGUCGAAACAGAUGAAAAAACCGAAUUUGAGUGCCAGGUUGACUUUUUUUUUUGAAAAAAAUAUUCAGACAUUUUUCUGGGCCGUUUCUCGUUCAGUUUUGCUUUGAAAAGCGUUUUCUUAUAUUUUAUAGAAAUCCUUAAAAGUUUUUGAGAAAUCAAUUCGAAUUGACUGAGCUUUCAAAGGUUUCAUAAUUUUUUUGAGUAGUUUUGAAAAAGGCCAAUAAAGUUAGAGAAAUAUAACAGAAAUGCUGGAGAUUCAGAGAUAAUUUUUUUAAUUUUUGCGGAAUUAUUCAUAACACGACAUAGAAAAAAAAACGUGAAAAGUUCAUUUUUGCUCAUAAUCAUCAUUCCUUUCACAGAAACUCCUGGGCGAUGGCCGUCUCUCGAAUAACAAGAAUGCACCGACCCGCCGCGGCUUUCGCCACCUCGCCCAAAAUGACCAACUCGAGGAGUCUGAACAGUACUCCCAGGAGGAAAAGCUCGGCGGUGUCGUCAAGAAGGACGAGUGCAGGUUUUAAAAAUUUUCCUGUUGAGGUGAAAAAUUUUAGGUGCUUGAUAAAAUGUUAUUAAAAAUUCAUAUUGAAAACUCCGGGUUUUCAAUAUUGUUUCUGUCAAAAAACUCCCAUAUCGAAGCGAGUUUCGAGACAUUUAGGUUGUCAUUAUUCGCAAAAAUUCUAGGUUGUCAUGAUUCGCAAAUGAGUGAAGAAAAAAAUAGCAGUUUAUUUAUUUUUUUAAUUUCAAAAAUUGAGGAAUUUCGGCUCUCAUAGGCUUUACUUGAAAAUCUGUUUGAGCUUUCUGAGUUGCUUUUUGACAAUAAAUUAUUUAUUUUCAGACGAGCCCAACUCAAGAAGGCCCAAGUUUUCGAGACCAGAAGGAACUGACACCAGCGUUAGCCUGACACCUCUGAACGAACAUCAGGAAGUUUAA
Molecule: messenger RNA, 23430 nt
Organism: Caenorhabditis auriculariae
Lineage: Eukaryota; Metazoa; Nematoda; Chromadorea; Rhabditida; Rhabditidae
Source: the annotation of a GenBank genome assembly